AUGCGCUUCAACGCUGCUUUGACUUCGGCCCUGGUGUCGUCGGCGGGCCUGAUGGGCCACGUCCUCGCCGACGACACUGAAGCCCCAGCUCCCGAUGCCACUGCCUCUGGCAUUGAGCGCCCUACCUUCACUCCUACGACCCUCAAAGCUCCCUUCCUCGAGCAGUUCACCGACGACUGGGAGCAGCGAUGGACUCCUUCUCACGCCAAGAAGGAGGACUCCUCCUCGGAAGAGGACUGGGCCUAUGUUGGAGAGUGGGCCGUUGAGGAGCCUACCGUAUUCAAGGGCAUCGAGGGCGACAAGGGUCUGGUGUUGAAGAACGCUGCUGCCCACCACGCCAUCUCUGCCAAAUUCCCCAAAAAGAUUGACAACAAGGGCAAGACUCUAGUUGUCCAGUACGAGGUCAAGCCACAGAACUCACUUGUCUGCGGCGGCGCCUACUUGAAGCUGCUCCAAGAAAACAAGAAGCUUCACGCAGAGGAAUUCUCCAACUCCUCCCCAUACGUGAUCAUGUUCGGUCCUGACAAGUGCGGAAGCACCAACAAGGUCCACUUCAUCUUCAAACACAAGAACCCCAAGACUGGCGAAUACGAGGAGAAGCACUUGACCAGCCCCCCUACCGCCCGCACUGAGAAGACUACUUCCGUCUACACCCUCAUUGUCAACCCCGACCAGAGCUUCGAGAUCUUGAUCAACGGCGACAACGUCAAGAACGGCACUCUCCUUGAGAGUUUCGCUCCCCCCGUCAACCCCCCUAAAGAAAUCGACGACCCCAAGGACAAGAAGCCCAGCAACUGGGUUGAUGAGGCCAAGAUCCCCGACCCCGAAGCCACCAAGCCCGAGGACUGGGACGAAGAAGCUCCAUUCGAGAUUCCUGAUGAGGAAGCUACCAAGCCUGACGACUGGUUGGAGGACGAGCCACUUACCAUCCCAGACCCCGAGGCUGAGAAGCCUGAAGAUUGGGAUGACGAGGAAGAUGGUGACUGGCUGGCCCCUACCGUUGCCAACCCCGCAUGCGCCGAAGUGUCUGGAUGUGGUCCCUGGAGCGCUCCAUUGAUCAAGAACCCUCAAUACAAGGGCAAGUGGUCUGCUCCUCUGAUUGACAACCCGGCCUACAAGGGACCAUGGGCUCCUCGCAAGAUCGCCAACCCCGACUUCUAUGAGGACAAGACUCCAUCCAACUUUGAACCUAUGGGAGCUAUUGGAUUUGAACUCUGGACCAUGCAAAACGAGAUCCUCUUUGACAACAUCUACAUUGGCCACUCUGUUGAAGACGCUGCUGCCCUCCGCGAGGAGACCUGGGCUGUCAAGAAGCCCAUCGAACUUCUUGAGGAGGAAGCCGCCAAGCCUAAGGUUGAGAAGAAGGCUACAACGGACGUCAAAUUCCAGGAGGACCCAGUCGCUUUCGUCCGCCAAAAGGUUGAACUCUUCAUCGACCUUGUCCAGCAAGAUCCUAUUGAGGCCGCCAAGACCGUUCCUGAAGUCGCUGGUAGCAUCGGUGCUAUUGUUCUUGCUACCGUUCUACUUAUUUUCAGUGCCAUCUUUGGCGGCAGCUCUGCUCCAGCCAAGGCUGCUGAGAAGGGCAAGGCCGCUGCUACUGCUACCAAGGAGAAGACUGCCGAGGCCGUCAGCUCCGGCGCAGACGCUGCCAAGGCCGCCACCAAGCGCACAACCCGAUCCUCUGCUGCCGAGUAA
This is a messenger RNA of Talaromyces atroroseus, 1695 nucleotides long. RefSeq names its product Calnexin-like protein. Gene Ontology annotation, biological process: protein folding. The transcript has 5 exons. Bases 1 to 1695 code for a protein of 564 amino acids. Gene Ontology annotation, molecular function: calcium ion binding. Lineage: Eukaryota; Fungi; Ascomycota; Eurotiomycetes; Eurotiales; Trichocomaceae. Gene Ontology annotation, cellular component: endoplasmic reticulum membrane; endoplasmic reticulum. The record is from RefSeq and is a predicted model, not a curated record.